This is a messenger RNA of Lizanozyma spartinae, 1056 nucleotides long. RefSeq names its product 2-dehydropantoate 2-reductase (gene PAN5). NCBI's taxonomy places the organism in Eukaryota, Fungi, Ascomycota, Pichiomycetes, Serinales, Debaryomycetaceae. The record is from RefSeq and is a predicted model, not a curated record. Gene Ontology annotation, molecular function: NADP binding; 2-dehydropantoate 2-reductase activity. Gene Ontology annotation, biological process: pantothenate biosynthetic process; intein-mediated protein splicing. Gene Ontology annotation, cellular component: mitochondrion; cytoplasm. The transcript has a single exon. Bases 1 to 1056 code for a protein of 351 amino acids.
AUGAGUCGAGUGUAUGUAUUAGGUGCUGGGAGUAUUGGCUCGUUAUUUGCACAUGAAAUAAGUAAAUCGUCUGAACUUGUCUUGUUGCUUCGAAAUAUGGCCAGAGUACACCAGUUUCGAGCCAUGAACAACGAACUUAAAGUGAUACGACUGAACCUGGCCACUGAAAACAUCACAUCUAUGAAGUCUACAGGGAUACUAGCUCAAUGCGAAGCUCCACCAGGUAUUAUUGAUAACUUAAUAGUAUCCACCAAAACAUACUCGACGGAACAAGCCAUCAGACCAUAUGUUCCAUGUCUUACAGAGAACUCGAACGUGCUUAUUCUUCAGAAUGGGAUGGGAAUGGAUAAAAUAUUAUCAGAGAAUUAUUGGCCGGAUUUAAGAAAAAGACCUCAGAUAUACCAAGCCGUGACUACUCAUGGUGCUUAUAAGGCUAAUUUCAAUACUGUUCAUCACGUGGCACAGGGUCAAGUGUUCUUGUCUAAACCAGAACAUAAAUCUUUGGUUAGCGAAGAACCCAUUAGUCAUCCUGAAAUGAUCCAGGCCCUUUUAAACAAUCCUGCUUUGAAUGUUCGAUAUUUACCAUACCCUGAGUUUCUACUAAAGCAAAUGGAGAAAUUGGUUAUCAAUGCAUGUAUAAAUCCGUUAACUGCAUUAUUAGAUUGUAAGAAUGGUGAGCUUUUAUAUGGAUCUCGAGUGUCUACGAUUAUGCGGAAAGUUAUCUCUGAAUGUGUUGAUGUUUUACUGGCUGAGUAUCGGUUUGAAUUAAGUGAAUCAUCUGUGGAGAGUGCUAACUUUUUGGAUAAGGAUCGUUUACUUGAUGUGGUGAUUGAGGUAUGCAGAUUAACCAGCAAGAAUAGUUCGUCGAUGAGAGAAGAUGUUAGAGCUUUAAACAGAACAGAGAUUGAUUGGUUGAAUGGAUUUAUUGUUAGUAAAGGUAUUGAAAGAGGCAUUUCAACACCUACAAAUUUGCUAUUAUCCAGUAUGGUCAAGAGUAAGUUGAGCAUUGAGACUGCAUCUGAAAGCAAUAGCAUCAACUUAUCGUAUAAGAUGUGA